AUGAUUGUCCUUAAUGCGAUCUUACAAUCUAACCAAUUUCUGUAUAUUUUAUCUAAUGUGGCAGUUGCAUCGACUAUUUGUUUAUUCCUCACUGGGGUCGAAAUUUGUUGGAGAAUAAGUAAACAAAAUUCAACUGAUGGCGUUAGUUCAGCUCCAUUUCAUAUGGGUGUCAUUUCUGGCAAUUUGUGGUUGCAGUACGGGUUACUGAAAGGAGAUCAAACCAAAUCUGAAGCUCAUUUAUUGUUCAAAAGCAUUACCGCUAAUGAUGCUGAAAACUUACAGGCAGUUGUUAAAGUUAACGUAGUUUCAUCUCUCCUUUACAGCUGUUAUGUAUUAUACUACUGGAUGAAGACGAAGUAUCCAGCAAAGAAGACCCAAGAUCGGAUUGUAUUGGCCGAAGGUGGCUUUUUGCUGGCUAUUACUUUAUUUCUUCAUCAGCAUCGUGUGGACACUAAUAGAGCACUAAAUUUUUUAGGAGCUCUGUGUGUUACAUUCAACAUAGCUACUGUUGCUGCACCUUUGGCCGCAUUGCACGAUGUAAUAAAAAUCCGUUCUACUGAGAACCUUCCUCUGCCGAUGUGCAUUGCAAACUUAUUAGUGACAUCAGAAUGGUUCUUGUAUGGUAUAAUGGUCAACGACUUCUUUAUCAAAUUGCCUAAUGCUGUUGCUUUGGUUAUUUCAAUUGGUCAAAUUCUACCGUUCUUCCUGUACCCUCGGAAAAGGAAGUCAUCGUUUUCUGACGUCGAAAAGCUUUGA
Messenger RNA from Enterobius vermicularis (human pinworm), 756 nucleotides. The record is from the annotation of a GenBank genome assembly. Lineage: Eukaryota; Metazoa; Nematoda; Chromadorea; Rhabditida; Oxyuridae.